GAAAUAUAUGGAGAGAGAAGCUGAAAGAGAAAGAAUAAAGAAAGUGAGGGAAAGUUUUCAGUUUUUCGUCUAAUACUUUUCUUUCUUUAGUUUUAUGAUGGAAAAGUCGUAUAGAAUUGACCACUAACCCCAUUUUUCCUACUAGUAAAUGAGACUUUGCUAAAAAGUUUACCCUAAUAAUCAUCAUCAUCGUCUUCAGUAUCCAAUCAGUCUUCAAACUCACAAUCAAUCCGCUGCCAUAAACAAGAACUAGGGUUUCAAUUGCAUCCAAUUGGGGUACAUGAUCAUAGAAUUUGAAAUUUCCAUGGUAUAUAUAUGUACAUAUAUAUGAAGGUUUUGAUCAUUAGGAGUGUUUUGUAGCUUUGGAGUAGAUGGGGGGUGGUGAGGACGAGAUUGAGCUUGAGAGCCAAGACACAAUAUUCGUGGCGGUGGGAAAGAAUGUGAAGGAAAGCAAAUCAACGCUGUUGUGGGCAGUGAAGAGCUUUCCCGGGAAGAAAUUAUGUCUUCUUCAUGUUCAUGAGCCCGCACAUUUAGUCACUCUCUUAGAUGGAAAGUUCUCAGCCAACAAACUGAAACAACAGGCAGUCCAGGCCUGUCGAGAACUUGAACAGCAAAAGAUGCACAAGCUUCUAAAUCGAUACCUUCUCAUUCUAGCCCAAGUAGGGGUGCAGGCAGGUACAGUGUGGAUGGAAUUGGACAAUGUUGAAAAAGGAAUUGUACAAAUUAUUUCUCAGCAUGAUAUCAGAUGGCUUGUCAUGGGAGCCGCAGCAGAUAAGCACUAUUCAAAGAAACUGUCAGAGCCCAAGUCCAAGAAAGCAACCUUUGUGUCCCAGCAAGCACCAGCAUCCUGUCAUAUUUGGUUCAUUUGCAAUGGAUGCCUCAUAUAUACAAGGUAUGAUGUGCGAAGCAUCAUGACAUUGUCUUCUUCAACGAGUAGCAGUGGCACAAAUCUGCUGCAGUGUCAUGAAGAUGCAGAUGAAGAUACUGAUGAACUGGUGGGAAUGUCAAGGGGGUUCACUUCUCAGGUUUUGGUGCAGUUACCUAAGUCAAUAGACACAGUGGUUGGUACUUUAGAACUAAACCCCUUGUCAAUGGAUGAGAUAAAAGGGGAUGAUUCACCUUUAUCCUCAGUGGACAAGUCCCAAGGCCAGCUUGAUUGUUCAACAUCUAUUAUUUUGCUGGCUGAAGAAUUAGAAAUUUCAUGCAUGAAGGAGAAAAAGCAAAGCAAAGAAAUGGAAGGAGUUCUGUCCAGACAAAGGCAAGAACUGGAAAGGAUGAAGAAUCAGCAUGAUCAAUAUACAAAAGAACUCCAGAUAAUCCGUGACCAAAAGCCAGUGCUAGAGAGCCAACUCAUUGACUCUCAUUCUAUGGAGAAGGAGUUAGAGGAGAAGAUCAUUCAAGCUGUAAAACUGUUAAUAACUUUUAAGGAAAAACGGGAUAAGGUACAGAUAGAGCAUGAAAAAGCAAUUAAAGAAAUCAAUGGAUUAAGGAAAUUAGUAGACGAGGAUGCUGCAAACUUACAGAAGCUACAGUUUUUCGCAUUCUCUUUCUCGGAGAUUGGUGAGGCAACUCGAGAUUUUGACCCAUCCUGGAAGAUUGGAGAUGGGAUAUAUGGGAGUGUUUAUAAAGGGAUUCUUCGCCAUCUGAAAGUUGCUAUUAAGAUGCUGCCCUCUUGUGGCUCUCAAGGUCAUGUGGAAUUUGAGCGUAAGGCUUGGGUUUUGAGUAAGGUGAGGCAUCCAAACCUUGUAACCUUGAUUGGAACCUGUCCAGAGUCUAAGUCACUUAUUUAUGAGUACCUUGGAAAUGGAAGCCUUGAAGAUCACUUUGCCUGCCAGGGUAAAACUCCCCCUCUUUCAUGGCAAACGCGAAUAAAAAUUGCUAGUGAGAUAUGCUCUGUUCUUAUCUUCCUCCACUCCAGUAGGCCUUGUAUCAUUCAUGGGAAUUUGAAACCCACAAAUAUCCUCCUUGAUGACAACUUUGUCAGCAAACUCAGUGAUUUGAGUGUCUAUCGUUUGAUUUCCCAAGAUGAGAACCAAACUUACAUGACCACAUUAUGUGAUAAAAUUGCCCCUGAGGGCUCAGUGUAUAUGGACCCACAAUUUCUUGAGACUGGAGAACUUACUGCAGAAUCUGAUGUGUACUCAUUUGGAAUUGUACUAUUGCGGCUUUUAACCGGAAGACCAGCGUUAGGGGUAGUGAAAGAUGUGAAAUGUGCACUAGAAUGGGAUAAUUUUAAUACAGUGCUGGACCAUUCGGCUGGGGAGUGGCCACUUGAGGAAGUGAAAACUUUAGCUCGCUUGGCAUUGAGGUGCUGCGAGAAUAAGCUGGAGGAUCGGCCAGACCUUGUGUCAGAAGUACAAAGUGCGAUCGUGUUGAUGAGGGAAUUAAGCACUUCAUCAAACCUUGACUACAAGGGUCCUCGCCGCAUUCCCUCUCAUUUUGUUUGUCCCAUUUUCCAGGAAGUCAUGAAAGAUCCACACAUUGCCGCAGAUGGUUUUACAUAUGAAGCAGAUGCCAUAAAAGGAUGGUUGAAUAGAGGCCACGAUACUUCACCAUUGACAAAUCUUAAACUUGACCACUGUGAUCUGCUCCCCAAUUAUGCCCUUUACUAUGCUAUUCAGGAAUGGCUGCAAAAUUCCUAAUUUUUUUUUUUUUUGAUGUGUUAGUUUUACACAUAUAUGAAUGCACAUUUUGUAUACUUUUACAUAGUAAAAGGUGAAAUCAUGAUUUCAAGUUCAAUACCAAAAAUUUUAAGAAUAUAUGCAGGGUGUAUAUAUAUGUAUUGUAUUACCAACUUCAAAA
This is a messenger RNA of Camellia sinensis, 2802 nucleotides long. Its product is annotated as U-box domain-containing protein kinase family protein. NCBI's taxonomy places the organism in Eukaryota, Viridiplantae, Streptophyta, Magnoliopsida, Ericales, Theaceae. The record is from RefSeq and is a predicted model, not a curated record. Gene Ontology annotation, biological process: protein ubiquitination; protein phosphorylation. Gene Ontology annotation, molecular function: ATP binding; ubiquitin-protein transferase activity; protein kinase activity.